CAGACAUAAUGAGGAGACUGGCUUUUCGAGGAGCUGGUUGUGCUCUGGUAAAGCUGGUAAAUUACUGAUCAUCUACACCUUUUCUCUUUUCUGUCCUUCCUUGCCUCUUCCCUUCCACUUUUCUUAAGUUUUGUUAUCCUUUCCAUAAAGUUUCCCUUGUCAUGUUCAUCAGAUUCACUUGUGUCCUUGUCAUAGCUUGUUUACCAAGGUCCUUCGUUUCUUCGUCUUAAUGAACUGAGACCAGUUUAUCAGCCUUUUAUGAAACAAAAUAAAAUCAACAACACUUGGCUGUCCUUGGCUUAAGCCCUUUGAACCUUUUAGCUGUAGCUAAUUGCAAACUAAUGUACUGUAUAACCAAAGCGAGAGGAAGGAGUACUGUCAUGGUAGGCUGUUUUUAAAUACCGUGUGGACCAUAGUUCAGAGGAAGAGAUAGGAGACUCCUCUUGUUUCUUAGUUGGUUACCAGAAUGUUCUAUUUGUUGGUUUGUUUUGCUCCUCCUUUGUGUUCCCUGGAGAUCCCUAGUUUUUCUCUCCAUGCCCACCAACAAUCCAUUCUUUCAGCUGCUGGUGUCUUAGUUUACCGACAUUGAACGUUAAUGAGUGAAACUGGAAUCAGUUUUUUCUUUUAGUUUUGGAGACAGACCUUUGAAAUCACAGUAUACUAUUUGAUACUGUUGUUAAAUUGUAUAAGCAUUAUAGGACCUUCUCAGGUAUAUACCCUUGCCCUCUAGCUGUGGCAGAUCAUUGCAAUUGUCGCAUUUUUUGUGUUACAGUCAAAUGUGUACAUUUGUGAAGUUGUGUUAACAUUAGAUACUAGACAGCCUCCCUGACAGCAAAUAUUGAUGUGUUUCUGGAAGGCCAACUAGGAUCUAAAAGUUCCCCUCUGAGGUACUAUUCCAGAUCAUCUGCUGAAACUUAAAGCUAUGAUUUCAGAAUUCAUGGGGAUAGAAUACCUCAUAUAACUGAAAAGGAGGUCAGUCUGAUUGACAGAAAAGUUUCAAAACGGCUUUACUACUUUGACAUAGGUAUGGUAAGUCACAUUAAGUAUUUUCCAGGGAUAUAUUUUGUGGCCUUCUUUAAUGAAUGGAGUGUGUUAAUUUUAGAAUUCAUCUAAAAUGCUAGAAGGUUAAUUGUCCUCUGUCCCCUACACUUUGGCACUACUCCUUUGCCUCAGGCACUGAUUACUAUUUUUUUUCCACAUCAUGACCCACCUGGAAAAUGAUCAGAGUUGUUAGACACACUGGGGAUAAGAGAUGAAGCUGUUGACCCCAGAGGGGACUGCCUUGGGGCUUCUGUCCCUGGCUGCCUCAGGGGCUGAGGGAUCAAUACCUCCACGCUGGUGUACCCCUACAUGUAGAUUGUCAAAGUCCAGUGAGGAGUAAAUUUGGGACCAGAUGCGAUUGGGUCAUUCAAAUGUGGUGACAUAUGAUGGGUAUACUUUUGUUGAAUUUGCCCCAUCUGAGUUAAAAGUGUAGCAUUCUGGUAAGUGAAGGGGCUGAAGCAACAAGGUCCAGAACUUCCACUGAAAAAACUGACAGUUAAGUUUCCUUACAACAGUUAAAAUAUCCUCCUAAGUGAGCCAGAAUCUGGGUAGCAAGUGCCUAGCUGAGGGCUUGGUGGCAGUGUCUAAAUUUAAGUAUAAGAACAUGGCCAAUUAUUUCUUAUAGAAGAAAUUGGAUUCCAUGGGUUCCAAGAGAAGACGAGCUACUUCCCCAUCCAGUAGUGUCAGCGGGGACUUUGAUGACGGGCACCAUUCUGUAUCCACACCAGGUCCAAGCAGGAAAAGGAGGAGACUUUCCAAUCUUCCAACUGUAGAUCCUAUUGCUGUAUGCCAUGAGCUGUACAAUACCAUCCGAGACUAUAAGGAUGAGCAGGGCAGGCUCCUCUGUGAGCUCUUCAUUAGGGCACCAAAACGAAGAAAUCAACCAGACUAUUACGAAGUGGUUUCUCAGCCCAUUGAUUUGAUGAAAAUCCAGCAAAAGCUAAAAAUGGAAGAGUAUGAUGAUGUUAAUCUGCUGACGGCUGACUUCCAGCUGCUUUUUAACAAUGCAAAGGCCUAUUACAAGCCAGAUUCUCCUGAAUAUAAAGCUGCUUGCAAACUCUGGGAUUUGUACCUUAGAACAAGAAAUGAGUUUGUUCAAAAAGGAGAAGCAGAUGACGAAGAUGAUGAUGAAGAUGGGCAAGACAAUCAAGGCACAGUGACCGAAGGAUCUUCUCCAAGUUACUUGAAGGAGAUCCUGGAGCAGCUUCUUGAAGCCAUAGUUGUAGCCACAAAUCCAUCAGGACGUCUCAUCAGUGAACUUUUUCAGAAACUGCCUUCUAAAGUGCAAUAUCCAGACUAUUAUGCAAUAAUUAAGGAGCCUAUAGAUCUCAAGACCAUUGCUCAGAGGAUACAGAAUGGAAGCUACAAGAGUAUUCAUGCAAUGGCCAAAGAUAUAGAUCUCCUAGCAAAAAAUGCCAAAACUUACAAUGAGCCUGGUUCUCAAGUGUUCAAGGAUGCAAAUUCUAUUAAAAAAAUAUUUUAUAUGAAAAAAGCAGAAAUUGAACAUCAUGAAAUGGCUAAGUCAAGCCUUCGAAUGAGAAAUAAAAGAACAGUCCAAGGGGGUCGUUUGUCAGCAAUUACCAUGGCACUUCAGUAUGGCUCAGAAAGUGAAGAGGAUGCUGCUUUAGCUGCUGCACGUUACGAAGAAGGAGAAUCGGAAGCAGAGAGCAUUACUUCAUUUAUGGAUGUUUCAAAUCCUUUUUAUCAGCUUUAUGACACAGUUAGGAGUUGUCGGAAUAACCAAGGGCAGCUAAUAGCUGAACCUUUUUUCCAUUUGCCUUCAAAGAAAAAAUACCCUGACUAUUAUCAGCAAAUUAAAAUGCCUAUAUCCCUACAACAGAUCAGAACAAAGCUAAAGAAUCAAGAAUAUGAAACUUUAGAUCAUUUGGAGUGUGAUCUGAAUUUAAUGUUUGAAAAUGCCAAACGCUACAAUGUUCCCAAUUCAGCCAUCUACAAGCGGGUUCUGAAAUUGCAGCAGGUCAUGCAGGCAAAGAAGAAGGAGCUUGCUAGGAGGGAUGACAUUGAGGAUGGAGACAGCAUGAUUUCUUCAGCCACCUCUGAUGCUGGUAGUGCCAAAAGAAAAAGUAAAAAGAACAUAAGAAAGCAGCGAAUGAAAAUCUUAUUCAAUGUUGUUCUUGAAGCUCGUGAGCCAGGUUCAGGCAGAAGACUUUGUGAUCUGUUUAUGGUUAAACCAUCCAAAAAGGACUAUCCUGACUAUUAUAAAAUCAUAUUGGAGCCAAUGGACUUGAAAAUAAUUGAACAUAACAUCCGCAACGACAAGUAUGCGGGGGAAGAGGGAAUGAUAGAAGACAUGAAGCUGAUGUUCCGGAAUGCCAGGCACUACAAUGAGGAGGGCUCCCAGGUGUACAACGACGCACACAUCCUGGAGAAGUUACUCAAGGAUAAAAGGAAAGAGCUGGGCCCACUGCCCGAUGACGACGAUGUGGCUUCUCCCAAACUCAAGCUGAGUAGGAAGAGUGGAAUUUCUCCUAAAAAAUCAAAAUACAUGACUCCAAUGCAGCAGAAACUAAAUGAAGUCUAUGAAGCUGUAAAGAACUAUACUGAUAAGAGGGGUCGCCGCCUCAGUGCCAUAUUUCUGAGGCUUCCCUCUAGAUCCGAGCUGCCUGACUACUAUCUGACCAUUAAAAAGCCCAUGGACAUGGAAAAAAUUCGAAGUCACAUGAUGGCCAACAAAUACCAAGAUAUAGACUCCAUGGUUGAGGACUUCGUCAUGAUGUUUAACAAUGCCUGUACCUACAAUGAGCCUGAGUCUUUGAUCUACAAAGAUGCCCUUGUCCUGCACAAGGUCCUGCUUGAAACUCGGAGAGACCUGGAGGGAGAUGAGGACUCUCAUGUCCCAAAUGUGACCUUGCUGAUUCAAGAACUUAUUCACAAUCUUUUUGUGUCAGUCAUGAGUCAUCAGGAUGAUGAAGGAAGAUGCUACAGUGAUUCCUUAGCAGAAAUUCCUGCGGUGGAUCCCAGCUUCCCAAACAAACCUCCUCUUACUUUUGACAUAAUUAGAAAGAAUGUUGAAAAUAAUCGCUACCGACGGCUCGAUUUAUUUCAAGAGCAUAUGUUUGAAGUCUUGGAAAGGGCACGAAGAAUGAAUCGGACAGACUCCGAAAUCUACGAGGAUGCGGUAGAGCUACAGCAGUUUUUUAUUAAAAUCCGUGACGAACUCUGCAAAAAUGGAGAGAUCCUGCUUUCACCAGCACUCAGCUAUACCACAAAGCAUUUGCAUAAUGAUGUGGAGAAAGAGAGGAAGGAAAAAUUGCCAAAAGAACUAGAGGAGGACAAACUAAAACGAGAAGAAGAAAAAAGAGAAGCUGAAAAGAGUGAAGACUCCUCAGGCGCCGCAGGCCUCUCCGGCUUACACCGCACGUACAGCCAGGACUGCAGCUUUAAGAACAGCAUGUACCAUGUUGGAGACUACGUCUACGUGGAGCCCGCAGAGGCCAGCCUGCAGCCACACAUCGUCUGCAUUGAGAGGCUUUGGGAAGAUUCUGCUGGUGAAAAAUGGUUAUAUGGCUGUUGGUUUUAUCGGCCAAAUGAAACAUUCCAUCUGGCUACACGGAAAUUUCUAGAAAAAGAAGUUUUUAAGAGUGACUAUUAUAAUAAAGUUCCUGUUAGUAAAAUUCUAGGAAAAUGUGUGGUCAUGUUUGUCAAGGAAUACUUCAAAUUAUGCCCAGAAAACUUUCGAGAUGAGGAUGUUUUUGUCUGCGAAUCACGGUAUUCUGCCAAAACCAAAUCUUUUAAGAAAAUUAAACUGUGGACCAUGCCCAUCAGUUCAGUGAGGUUUGUCCCUCGGGAUGUGCCCUUGCCUGUGGUCCGAGUGGCGUCUGUAUUUGCAAAUGCAGAUAAAGGAGAUGACGAGAAGAACACAGACAACUCAGAGGACAGUCGAACUGAAGACAAUUUUAACUUGGAAAAGGAGAAAGAAGAUGUCCCUGUGGAAAUGUCAAAUGGCGAACCAGGUUGCCACUACUUUGAGCAGCUCCAUUAUAAUGAUAUGUGGCUAAAGGUUGGCGACUGUGUCUUCAUCAAGUCCCAUGGCCUCGUGCGCCCUCGCGUGGGCAGAAUUGAAAAGGUAUGGGUCCGAGAUGGAGCUGCAUAUUUUUAUGGCCCCAUCUUCAUUCACCCAGAAGAGACGGAACAUGAGCCCACAAAAAUGUUCUACAAAAAAGAAGUAUUUCUGAGUAAUCUGGAAGAAACCUGCCCCAUGACAUGUAUUCUGGGAAAAUGUGCUGUGUUGUCAUUCAAGGACUUCCUCUCCUGCAGACCAACUGAAAUACCAGAAAAUGACAUUCUGCUUUGUGAGAGCCGCUACAACGAGAGUGACAAACAGAUGAAGAAAUUCAAAGGACUGAAGAGGUUUUCACUCUCUGCUAAAGUGGUAGAUGAUGAGAUUUAUUACUUCAGAAAACCAAUUGUUCCUCAGAAAGAGCCCUCACCUUUGUUGGAAAAGAAGAUCCAGUUGCUAGAAGCUAAAUUUGCUGAGUUAGAAGGUGGAGAUGAUGAUAUUGAAGAGAUGGGAGAAGAGGAUAGUGAAGUCAUUGAGCCUCCUUCUCUACCUCAACUUCAGACCCCCCUGGCCAGUGAACUGGAUCUCAUGCCCUACACACCCCCACAGUCUACCCCAAAGUCUGCCAAAGGCAGUGCAAAGAAGGAAGGCUCCAAACGGAAAAUCAACAUGAGUGGCUACAUCCUGUUCAGCAGUGAGAUGAGAGCUGUGAUUAAGGCCCAGCACCCAGACUACUCUUUUGGGGAGCUCAGCCGACUGGUGGGGACAGAAUGGAGAAACCUUGAGACAGCCAAGAAAGCAGAAUAUGAAGGCAUGAUGGGUGGCUAUCCGCCAGGCCUUCCACCUUUGCAGGGCCCAGUUGAUGGCCUUGUUAGCAUGGGCAGCAUGCAGCCACUUCACCCUGGGGGGCCUCCACCCCACCAUCUUCCGCCAGGUGUGCCCGGCCUCCCGGGCAUCCCACCACCGGGUGUGAUGAACCAAGGAGUGGCCCCUAUGGUGGGGACUCCAGCACCAGGCGGAAGUCCGUACGGACAGCAGGUAGGAGUUUUGGGGCCUCCAGGGCAGCAGGCACCACCCCCAUAUCCUGGCCCACAUCCAGCUGGCCCCCCUGUCAUACAGCAGCCGACAACGCCCAUGUUUGUGGCUCCCCCACCGAAGACACAACGGCUUCUGCACUCAGAGGCCUACCUGAAAUACAUCGAAGGACUCAGUGCUGAGUCAAACAGCAUUAGCAAAUGGGACCAAACCCUGGCAGCUCGAAGACGGGAUGUCCAUUUGUCAAAAGAACAGGAGAGCCGCCUCCCCUCUCACUGGCUGAAAAGUAAAGGGGCCCACACCACCAUGGCAGAUGCCCUCUGGCGCCUUCGGGAUUUGAUGCUCCGAGACACCCUCAACAUUCGCCAAGCAUACAAUCUAGAAAACCUUUAAUCACAUCAAUUCCGUUUCUUUUAUAGAAGCAUAAAGAGUUUUGUGGAACAGUAGCCAUUUUAGUUACUGGGGGUGGGGGGAGGAAAAAAGGAUAAUUUUUAUUGCAUUUUACUGUACAUCACAAGGCCAUUUUUAUAUAAGGACACUUUUAAUAAGCUAUUUCAAUUUGUUUUUGUUAUAUUAAGUUGACUUUAUCAAAUACACAGAGAUUUUUUUGCAUAUGUUUCCUUCGUUUAAAACCAGUUUCAUAAUUGGUUGUAUAUGUAGACUUGGAGUUUUAUCUUUUUACUUGUUGCCAUGGAACUGAAACCAUCAAAGGUUUUGUCUUGGCUUGGGGUUUUGGUUUUUGGUUUUUGGUUUUGUUUUUUUAUAAAAGAACAAACAAAAUGAAAAAAAUACACAUACACACACACACACACACACACACGCACGAGAGUUUACAGAUUAGUUUAAGUUGACAAUGAAAUGUGAAGUUGGUCCUAGUUUACAUCUUACAGAGGGGAGUGCACUGGAGUCUGCUUUACGUACUUGAGUAUCUUAAGCCACUUCGGCAGAAGCUGUCUUUUACAGUUGAAGUGAGAAGUUAUUUUAGGUUACAGGUGUUUGGCAGACCUGGCACAUUUGCUCUGUUAACUCAGAGACUUGCUCCAGAAAUCUGAAGUCAGUGCUGUGCAUCCUUCUGCCCCUGGUGCAUCUCCCGGACCCCCAGAGUGGGGAGCACGGUUUCUUGUGCUCUUAGUCAUCUGUGGUGUCAGUUAGUUUUGCAGAACAUGUGCACAACCCUGAAUUAUCUUUAGUCUUGGCAGGUAAGUUUAAGGGUACUUUUGAUCUAUUUAUAUUGAAUUCACAAUUUAUGCCUAUACUUGCUAGAUGAUUUAAAAUUUUAAAUCUCUUACAUUGAAAACCAUUAAGUUUGCCUUGAAAAGCAUUGAGGUGUGCAUAGAGGUGAUUUAUUUUUUAAACCUAACACCUAACCUAACAUAGGGAAGGGAGUGCAUAACCAGAUACGAGCUUUGUCAGAAGCAUAAUUGUAAAAAGGGUAGAUUGUCUACAUAAGCACGUAUGUUUUCGUAUCUUUAUUUCCUCACCAGAUGUGGCAUUUUUUUUUUUCUUUCUAAGUUUCAGUGUUGUAAUUCUCAACCAGAAACUUAAGGCUUUCUAAAAUGUUUUUUAAAUUUAACUUGUGCUUUUGAAUUUCAGGAGAGAGUAAUUAUAAUCUAAGAAAAUACUCACUUAAAAAGACCAAUAUGGAUCCCAAACAUUUGGGGUUGACCCUUUCUCUUUCACAUGAGCCUAGAAUGAGUAUCUGGAGGCAGCGUAUGAUGCGCUGACAGGUAGAAAAGCACCACACCUGGAUUCCCCUUGAGGUUUUUGAAACCUGUUUUUUCGUAACAAGAUUGUUGCCGUUUUGGUGGAGCUUCCCUUGCUGUUUGUAAAUUGAGAGAGUGACUCUCACAGGAUACUUUUUUCUUUUAAUCUGGUAUGAAUCAAUACCUGGAUAUUUAAUUGCCAUUCUUACGAAAUCAUGGGGACAAAAAUGUGUAGAAUGGAAACAAGUCUCUUGUAUUCUAGAUACUUUAAAUACAGGAGGCCCUUGUAACCUCAUUGCCUAUAGUCAACCACUGGGUCUCAGUUUGCAUCAAGUGUUUUGAAUAAUUCUGAAUUUUUAAAAAAUGUAUUGCAAUAGUAUGUCAGUACCUUAUUGUUAAACUGAAUCAGAGAAAGAAAUCUUCAGUUCCUAGUGAUUUGGGCCAUUGAGUCAUCAUGGACUGUAUAAUACAAUCAGAUUAUUUUAUUUCUAGACAUUCUUGAAUUACACCAAAGAACCUGAAAUCUAAUUUUGGUUAAGUUAUUUAUUUAUUUCAUGCACCCAUCUUAUUUCCCUUUUUAAGGUCUGGAUGAGACUUCUUUGGGAAGCCUCUAAAAACUCUUCACUGUGGGCUAGGUGGGGCAUUAGAAGCCAGGGCACUCCUCCUCCAGGCUCCUUCCCAGUGUCUAGAGGUGCUGUAGAAACCAUAGAUCCAGCCAGGGGCUUCCCUAAGGCAGUGCAGAGCCGGGCCAGGGGGCCAGUAGGCAGGCCCUAAUUAAGUUUAAAAAAAAAAAAAUCUAUGUAUUUAUUUUAGAAUCAUGUCUUUCUGUAUAUUAACUUGGAGAGUAUCAGUGAAUAUAUAGGAUAUAAGAUCUGAGGUCAGCCAUCUUCCAAGAAAGAUAAGCCAAAAAAAAAUUUUUUUUAAUGUCCUGACUUAAGAAAGUACAAGUGAACUAUAUACAUCUUCCCCCCACCCAUGAAUUUUAGAAACUAGUGAUAUGGCUUAGAAAGUUUGAUGGCCUAAAUGUUUUCAAAAUGUAAGUUCAUGUGGAAAAGAAUCUUGUUUAUUUGGAGGAAAACCUAUAGGUUUAAAAUAGUAUGUCAGCCAACUGAUUUAAGAGGCCUUUGAACUGCUUGGAUUUUGAACCCACCCUUGUCUUCCUAUGAGGAAGAACUGACAGGGGACACUUCUUGUGUGAAAUCUCAAACUGGUGUUGUUGACUUCUGAGCUUGAACAUUUGCAGACCUAAUUAAAAACUUGGUUUAUUCUAAUUUCUGUAUCAGAGGAGGUUUAAGUGGUAACUAGUCCUAUAACCUGUAUGUAUCCUAUGUUUGUUCAUUUAAAGCUUUUUAAUCCAAAUAAAAAUGGAGUUUGCAAAGUGAAAUGGAUUAACCAGGUUUGGUUGUUCUGUUAAAGCUGUGUCAGAUGUUAGGCUCAAGCAGGCUUAAUUCCUGCAAGUCUUGAUUCUAUGCUGACAGGGAUCUAGCUGCCAAUUUAAGGGAACAGAGCUCCUCAGGUGGAGGCCAAAGUCAGUGAGUGAGCAGACCUGGUUCAGGGUUCAGGCUGCAUUAGCACAGGCCGAAUGCAGUCAUGCUGCAGCUCAACGUGCCCCACGCCACGCCUCUCCGGCAGUCAAGGAAUUCCUAACAUGUCCUCAUCGUGGGCAGAAAUACAGGUUGAAGUUAAAAUUGGAGAAUUACUGAUGGUGGAAGGUAAGGAA
Enhydra lutris kenyoni (northern sea otter) is the source of this 9520-nucleotide messenger RNA. Its product is annotated as polybromo 1. Bases 1682 to 6490 code for a protein of 1602 amino acids. The transcript has 28 exons. The record is from RefSeq and is a predicted model, not a curated record. Gene Ontology annotation, cellular component: RSC-type complex. Gene Ontology annotation, biological process: chromatin remodeling. Lineage: Eukaryota; Metazoa; Chordata; Mammalia; Carnivora; Mustelidae. Gene Ontology annotation, molecular function: protein binding; chromatin binding.